Messenger RNA from Phytophthora nicotianae INRA-310, 204 nucleotides. RefSeq lists its product as hypothetical. Lineage: Eukaryota; Oomycota; Peronosporomycetes; Peronosporales; Peronosporaceae. The transcript has 2 exons. Bases 1 to 204 code for a protein of 67 amino acids. The record is from RefSeq and is a predicted model, not a curated record.
AUGGACGAGGAGAAGGUGCAGGCGUACGCGGACUUGGCGGCGCAGAUGAUGGAGCUGCACGCGUCCAUCGCACUGCUGUCGCAGAACGUGGAGAAGAUGGCGCGUACGGACGAGGAGGUCACCUCCAUGACGCGCAUCUUUAACGGCGUGUUUAAGAACGCGGCGCAGCAGACGAACUACCGAGAACCGUCACCGUCGUCAUAA